GCCAGAGUAGGACGGGAAGAUCAUGGCUGCCUCUAAGCCAGUGGAGCCGCAAGGCGGUCCCGGGAUCCCUCACUGGAAGUUGGCUCUGGCGAUAGGGGCCCCGCUGUUGGUGGGCGCAGGGGCCGUGUACCUGUGGAGACGACACAAGGCGGAGAAGAGGGAUAAGCAGAGAAGGACUCCGGAGGGAAGGGCCAGCCCGGUGCCAGCAGAAGGCAGCUCCACCAAUAAUCCCCAGGAUGCCCCGCAGGAGCUGAGCCCCUUAGAAAAAGCCCAAGCUGCAAAGAACAAAGGAAACAAAUAUUUUAAGGCAAGCAAAUACGAGCAGGCCAUCCAGUGUUACACAGAAGCCAUCAGCCUCUGCCCUGUUGAUACUAAGAGCGAUUUGUCUACUUUCUAUCAGAACAGAGCAGCAGCACAUGAGCAGUUGCAAAACUGGAAGGAAGUAGUACAGGACUGCACUAAGGCAGUGGAGCUAAAUCCAAGAUAUGUGAAAGCACUGUUCAGACGUGCCAAGGCCCAUGAAAGGCUUGACAACAAAAAAGAAUGCUUGGAAGAUGUUACUGCUGUAUGCAUCUUGGAGGGCUUCCAGAACCAACAGAGCAUGUUCCUUGCAGACAAAGUUCUUAAGUUGCUCGGAAAAGAAAAAGCCAAAGACAAGUACAAGAACAGAGAACCACUCAUGCCUUCACCCCAGUUCAUCAAAUCGUAUUUCAGCUCUUUUACUGAUGACAUAAUUUCUCAACCUCUGCAAAAAGGAGAGAAGUCUGAUGAGGAUAAAGACAAAGAGGGGGAAGCUGCUGUGGUGAAAGAAAAGUCUGGUUAUUUAAAGGCAAAAAAAUAUAUGGAAGAGGAGAAUUAUGACAAAAUAAUCAGUGAAUGCACAAAGGAGGUGGAAUCAGUAGGCAAAUAUGUAGCUGAAGCUCUGUUACUAAGAGCCACGUUCUACCUGCUUAUUGGAAAUGCUGCUGCUGCAAAACCAGACUUGGAUCAAGUCAUAAGCAUGGAAGAAUGCAAUGUUAAGCUACGUGCAAAUGCCCUUAUCAAACGAGGGAGUAUGUACAUGCAGCAGCAGCUGCCUGCUCUUUCUACCCAAGACUUUAACAUGGCAGCAGAUAUUGAUCCCCAAAAUGCUGAUGUCUAUCAUCACAGAGGGCAGCUAAAAAUCCUUUUAGACCAAGUAGAAGAUGCUGUUGAAGACUUUGAUGAAUGUAUCCGAUUGCGGCCGGAUUCUGCAUUAGCUCAAGCACAGAAAUGUUUUGCACUGUACCGGAAAGCAUAUACCGGCAGCAACCCUUUACAGAUCAAGGAAGCUAUGCAAGGUUUUGAAGAUGUCAUUACCAAGUUCCCAAAGUGCGCAGAAGGUUAUGCACUGUAUGCUCAGGCGCUAACAGACCAGCAGCAGUUUGGGAAAGCUGAUGAAAUGUAUGAUAAAUGCAUAGAUCUUGAGCCUGACAAUGCCACCACUUAUGUUCAUAAAGGCUUACUUCAGCUCCAAUGGAAACAGGACUUGGAGAAAGGCUUAGAUCUCAUUAGCAAGGCCAUAGAAAUCGAUAACAAAUGUGAUUUUGCCUAUGAAACAAUGGGGACUAUAGAGGUCCAAAGGGGAAAUCUAGACAAAGCCAUUGAGAUGUUCAACAAAGCCAUCAAUCUGGCCAAGUCAGAGAUGGAAAUGGCCCACCUCUACUCACUAUGUGAUGCUGCUUAUGCCCAGACAGAAGUUGCAAGGAAAUAUGGGUUGAAGCCCCCAACACUGUAAGACUCUCCCCAAGACUCUCACUCUCUCUCCCGGGAAAGCAAAGUGCUCUGAGACGAUGUUUCUUACAAAGGAGAGCAAUAAGCGGAGCAGCGGAACUGUGUCAUUCUGCUUGUGGCAUUGUCAUUCCUUCCUUCUGUUAGCUGUUGUUGGUGUUCUGGGAGUGGGAGUCUGCCAUUGUCUCCAGGGUUUCCCCUUGCAAGAGAAAUGUCCAUGGCGGCAGGGGGGAAACCAAGGUAUCGUUGCAUGAGAGCAGAAGGAUAUUGUCAGCCAUGCAAAUAAAACUGCUGAGUUGGGGUUUUUUCUGUUCUGACUUGGGGUUGGGCACUGUGUUUUUGUUUUUUUUUUUCUCCUUACAUUUAUAUUUUAAUAUUUUGGUAAUUUUUUUACAUGAUAAUUUUGUUGGCCAGAUGAUUUCAGUUUAUUCAGACACCUUUCUCUAUUACCUUCUCUAAGUCACAGACAGCUGAUUGUUUUGGGUAACGAUAAAACAACUGUUCUCAAUAUGGCAGCUUGGAAACCAAUAUUCAGCGCGUGCGUCAUCUAUUUCCACUGUCAUUUCUAAAGUUUUUAAUUCACUGUAUAACCCCAUAGCCCCCCAGGUAUUCCUAACUCUGCAGUACUGCCCCACUGGGUGCUGGCUCCCCACACCAUACCCACAGCCUUUGGAGUUAACUGAUUUCAAUGAUUUGGGAAAUGUUUUUCUGAAGAGCGCUACAGAUUUCUCCCCUGUGUACCUAACAUGUCAUUGUAAGAUUUUUCUCAACAGGCGCACCUUGUACGUAUUUUCCUUUUUAAUGUUAAUUUAUGUUCCAGAGAAUCAUGCUUGCAUAUAAAUGAUACCUUAUGGACCAUCA
This is a messenger RNA of Xenopus tropicalis (tropical clawed frog), 2610 nucleotides long. RefSeq names its product translocase of outer mitochondrial membrane 70 (gene tomm70). Gene Ontology annotation, cellular component: mitochondrion; mitochondrial outer membrane. The record is from RefSeq and is marked provisional. Lineage: Eukaryota; Metazoa; Chordata; Amphibia; Anura; Pipidae.